AUGGGCAAGCUAGGCGCCGGUCUGGAUGUAAACGAGAAGCGCAAACCGGUGGGGUCCCUUUUUAUGGAGGCAAUGGAUCGUGACUCCAUUCCCCCACAUGUUAGGCGGACUGUCUACCACCGGUUAGCCGACCGAAGCCUUCCCAACACCCCCUUUUCCUUGUACCCCGAAGAGCCGGGGCGCACACGUGUAUUCCCCACGAGUGGGCGACGUCACUUUCCUGAUCGAAACCGCAACAAUCCUGUUGCGCCGGAUCCACCGGAAGUGUCACCAGCACGGCGGGCGGUUUCUAGACAAGAGACUUCUCAUCUUGAUUGUGCGGCGCAGGCCAUAAACGAAGAAGCGCCAGUGCAUUACUCUCGACAGCGGUGUAGGCAGCCGCCGUUUAGCAAAGACCCAGUUAAAAUGUCGCAUCCGCAUGCCUUAACAACUUUAAGCCCACUGAGGCGGAGUCGUCUCUUACUUGGUUCACUGACCCCGAUGGAAGAACCCCAGAAGGAGCGUCCGGUGCCACCACCUAUGAUAAAGAAGCCGUUACGCUUCGGUAGGCGCCACACACCCGAGCCGCGUUCUGUGAGUGCUGAGCACAGACGAGUCGGUAUUAAAAUGGUACCUCCUCCCCCUCAUUGGGAGAGUGCAACGGAAAGGCGUAUGGCUUUUACCAAUUUUGGCGUUGAUGCCUGCAGAGUGAAUGGCAUUCAGCAUAGAAACCAAAGUCAGUGGGAAAUAGGCUUCAGUUCCCCUCUCCGGUUACAUAGGAGUAUGUCGACCGAAAGCAAUGUGAAUGACCGUACGACACCACCAGACGACGAGGUUCCACGGAGGGGGAGAAGAUACAGCUCAUCACCAGGCCGACGGAAUGCCGAUAUUAUAUCCUGGAUGCCACUGAAGUACUGUUAG
Messenger RNA from Trypanosoma rangeli, 900 nucleotides. RefSeq lists its product as uncharacterized. NCBI's taxonomy places the organism in Eukaryota, Euglenozoa, Kinetoplastea, Trypanosomatida, Trypanosomatidae. The coding region runs from base 1 to 900 and encodes 299 amino acids. The transcript has a single exon. The record is from RefSeq and is a predicted model, not a curated record.